UGCACCAUGAGUGACGUUCUCUGCAAGAAGCGUGAUGGUUAUCUGGAAUGGCCGGAAUAUUUCAUGGCUGUGGCCUUCUUGUCGGCUCAAAGAAGCAAAGACCCCAAUUCGCAGGUGGGCGCCUGCAUCGUGAAUGCCGAGAACAAGAUUGUGGGUAUCGGGUACAAUGGCAUGCCCAACGGCUGCAGUGACGAUGCUCUGCCAUGGAGGAGAACAGCAGAGAGCAAGCUGGACACCAAGUAUCCCUAUGUAUGUCAUGCAGAGCUGAAUGCCAUCAUGAACAAGAACUCAGCCGAUGUCAAGGGUUGCUCCAUGUACGUGGCCUUGUUCCCGUGUAACGAGUGUGCAAAGCUCAUCAUCCAGGCAGGGAUAAAGGAGGUGAUUUUUAUGUCCGAUAAGUACCAUGACAGUGAGGAAACCAUAGCAGCAAGGCUCAUGUUUGACAUGGCGGGGGUGACCUUUAGGCAAUUCAUGCCCAGGUGCAGCAAGAUCGUCAUCGACUUCGAUUCCAUUAACAGCCAGAAGCUUCUGUGAGCCACAUCAUCUCUUUUCAGACUACACAGCAAGGCUGGUGGAGCCUCCUCCAGGAAGUCUUCACAAUCAAUCUUUUACCUCCUCUGAGUUGCCUUUGUCUCCUUGGAGCUGCU
Molecule: messenger RNA, 647 nt
Organism: Suncus etruscus (white-toothed pygmy shrew)
Lineage: Eukaryota; Metazoa; Chordata; Mammalia; Eulipotyphla; Soricidae
Gene: DCTD
Product: dCMP deaminase
Exons: 5
Coding region: 7-534 (175 amino acids)
Biological process (GO): dTMP biosynthetic process; dUMP biosynthetic process
Cellular component (GO): cytoplasm
Molecular function (GO): zinc ion binding; dCMP deaminase activity
Source: RefSeq, a predicted model, not a curated record